AUGGCCUGCAGCCCUCGAGCAGAACUGCAGGAUCCAGAGGCUUCCUGCAGCGACGGCGAGGAAGAGAUCAGCCCCUGGAGCCUGUGGUGCGAGGAGGCUGAACAGGGAGUCUGGCCGCGGGACUUCGCCUUCCUCCUGCGCAGCCGAAGCCGGAGUCCGCGCCGCCGCCCAGGGCGCCUCGCGCGUUCAGUCGAGGAUGCCGCACCGGAGUCGCCACCGCGGCCCACUUUGGAGCUGGAAAGGCCGUGGAGGCAAGUUCUCUCGUUGGCCCCUUUUGCACAUGCUGCCGCGCAACCGUCGCAGCAGACCGCUACGCUUCUGCAAGAGGAGGGAGCCCAGACCCAGCGUAUCUCCAAGGAGACAUGGCGUGAUGAGAGGACGCCACAUGCUUUUGGCGAGGGCUACGAACAGAAGACUUUCCUCGCCACGUUGACUGCAAAUCCGCUUCUUUGUAAGGCGGAAUGA
Messenger RNA from Symbiodinium necroappetens, 465 nucleotides. The record is from the annotation of a GenBank genome assembly. NCBI's taxonomy places the organism in Eukaryota, Dinophyceae, Suessiales, Symbiodiniaceae.